Molecule: messenger RNA, 1114 nt
Organism: Limanda limanda (common dab)
Lineage: Eukaryota; Metazoa; Chordata; Actinopteri; Pleuronectiformes; Pleuronectidae
Product: eukaryotic translation initiation factor 4 gamma 3-like
Exons: 2
Coding region: 3-947 (314 amino acids)
Cellular component (GO): eukaryotic translation initiation factor 4F complex
Molecular function (GO): protein binding; mRNA binding; translation initiation factor activity
Source: RefSeq, a predicted model, not a curated record
AGAUGUUCCGGAAGCCUCGUGACACGGAGGCUGUUGUGUUCAGUGAGACUUCCCCCUCCCCAGCUGACCGGAGGGGGGGCGAGAAGAGGCGACGCGUUCCAUCCCAACCCGGGGUCUUUCUCCACGCUGCCUCCUACGAGGACCAGCCGCAGGUGGACAUCACCUUUGGCUUUCCAUCCGUCCAGAGGACCGAGGAGACAGAGGAGGAGGCUCCAGCGGCCUCUGAAGAAGCUGUGAGGAAGGAGCAGGUCCGACCUGAGGAGUCCGUCAGCUGUGUCACUGAAAACUUUCAAGCUUUCAUGACGGCUCUGAGUCAGGAGGAGCUGGACGCUGAGGAGAGCCUGCAGGAAGCGGUGGAGCUGGUGUUCGAGAGGGCCGUGCAGAGAGCAGACUCUGCUGCAGUCUCCGCUGAGCUGUGCCAGCGCCUCUCAACAGUGCAAGUCCAAUCCCUGUCCGACCGGUCAGCCAGCGUCUCCUUCAGGUCUCUGCUGGUCAAACACUGCCAGGCAGAGUUCAGGAAGAACUUUGCCAGGGAGGACAUUUCCCAGAAGAGUGUGUCCUGCCUGGAGCCAGUCACGGACGUGAGGGUUACUGAUCGGCUGAGAGAAGAGCGGAACAACGCCAGACCCUCCUGUCACUCCAUCAAUACCAUCAGGUUUAUUGGGGAGCUGUUCAAAUCAAAGGUUCUGGCUGAGAAAGCCAUGCACAGCUGCAUCAGGAGGCUGCUGCAGAACGGAGACGGGCCGUCUCUGGAGAGUCUCUGUGAGCUCCUCCAGCUCAUCCAGCAGGACCUGGAGGGGGUCACGUCCAGGGAGGUGAUGGACUCCUUCUACAACCAGAUGGAGGUCAUCGCAGAGGAAGGGAAGAGGGCAUCAAGGCUCUCCCUUUUGUUGAAGGACACAGUGGAGGAAAGGAAGAGGGCAGGCUCCACUCCCCACAACAUUUAAAUGAAAACUCGUGUUGGAAAUCUACCACCCCCCGUAGAUAGAUGUAAAUAGAUGUUGAUAUAAAGAUAUACUUGUUUUAUUACAAUACUUCUAAAUAUAUUGUAUUUUCAAAGUUUAACUGUUCACUUUUUCCUAACCUGUGUUUUGUAUGAUCCUGAGAAUAAUGA